CUGCCGCCAACUGUGAGCUCAGAAUUCUCCAUGACCUUCUACCCUUUUCACUUUCUCCAGUAUUACAAAAUCCAAAUUGGCGGGUCCCUCGUGACCACUCCAAAUCGAAUCUGAUUCCAAGAGCAAGAAAACGAACUGUCUCAUCCUUCCCUUCCCCUCUAUUACCAUUCCUCUCCGUUACCCUUCUUAUCCACUCCUUACAUUCCCAGCUCCUCCUUGGGCUAAAUCUUUUGAGUCGAUCUAAAGCAUUCCUGAUGGGUAUUUUGUCUUAUCUUUCGUUCUCCAAUCCUUGAUUCCAAAACUUUCGAUUCAUCGUAGAGUUUUUUUUUUUUUUUUUUUGGAUUUUUUGGAUAGGUUGAGUUGAUCCUUGCCAACAUCGAAGAGUUUUGAUAUGGGUUGUUAUAGUGUGUUUUUCUCCUCCUUGAAUCUUCUCCUUGGGUUGGAUCUUUGGAUGUGCGUUUAGGCUUAGCGAUGCUGGGUUCAGGUAUGAAUCUGACUACGAUUGUGAUCGGGUUUGGGAUGAGCGCGACGUUUAUUGUGUUUGUGUGCACGAGACUAAUGUGUGGGAGGAUCCGUUCGCUGGAGUCCAGACCAGUGUUCGAACUGGACGCCGUGACUGAUCUUGAACAGUCGGAGCAAAGGAUGAAUGGCCUUGAACCAGUUGUAGUUGCAGCAAUUCCUACAAUGAAGUUCAAUAGUGAUGCUUUCCGUUUUGAAGAUGCACAGUGUUCAAUAUGUUUAGGCGAGUACCAAGAAAAAGAAGUUCUGCGAAUUAUGCCCAAAUGCAGCCACAAUUUUCACCUCUCCUGCAUUGAUGUGUGGCUACAAAAGCAAUCAACCUGUCCAGUUUGCCGUGUCCCAUUACAAGAAUCUAUUGGAGAAAAAAAUGUGAGACCACCAAUGUUUGGUACAGUCCUACACUCCGUGGAUGGUCCAGAGAUCGCGAGUGACCAAUGGCAGCUACCUGGCACCGUACAUUCAGAGGGGAAUGGAAGUAUCCAGGGCCACCAUGAAUCUGUACCUGGAAACUUGGAAAGUACCGUAGCAGAAGAAAUAGAAACAAGGAGUUAAUGUAAAACAAGAAGAAAAAGGAAAUCAGGCUGGAUUUUUUUCAGGAAGCGAAAUAUACAUUUGCUUCUUGUUAAAAGGUGUUCAUGUACAAAAUUUAUACCAUGGCCAGGGUUGUUUCUUGAGCCUGAUCUGUUGGUGACUUGUCGGGACAUAUGACAGAUCUGGGUCUAGAAAUGUGGAAAAUUUCCAUGGCAAAUGUGAGCAUGGUUCAGAUCUCUCAUGCCUUAUGGGUGCUGGUGGAAUUCUUAAUGUGGUAUGUAGAAAAUACCCUUAGUGUUUGUACACUGACAUUCUUUUACGGUCAAGUAGUAAUUUACAUUACUGUUUAAAAA
Messenger RNA from Macadamia integrifolia, 1403 nucleotides. RefSeq names its product RING-H2 finger protein ATL39-like. The transcript is spliced from 3 exons. The record is from RefSeq and is a predicted model, not a curated record. Lineage: Eukaryota; Viridiplantae; Streptophyta; Magnoliopsida; Proteales; Proteaceae. The coding region runs from base 472 to 1071 and encodes 199 amino acids.